Molecule: messenger RNA, 751 nt
Organism: Anastrepha ludens (Mexican fruit fly)
Lineage: Eukaryota; Metazoa; Arthropoda; Insecta; Diptera; Tephritidae
Product: zwei Ig domain protein zig-8-like
Exons: 5
Coding region: 155-652 (165 amino acids)
Biological process (GO): synapse organization
Cellular component (GO): neuron projection membrane
Source: RefSeq, a predicted model, not a curated record
CAAAAAACCCAGUAAAACCCAAUCAGACCAAUAUAGUUCAAAUCUAACAAACUUUAAAUCAUUAAGUAAUUAAAAAAAAUAUCUUCGCAAGCGACGGACAUGAAAAGGUUGUCCUAAAUGUGGGUGCAUAGUAGGAUACGUCUAAAUCGACAGCAUGAUAAGUGUAGUAGCGAAGACUAAUCGAUUACAACCAUUUCUAUAUCUAAUUUUGCACUUCAAUAUUUUCUUCAAUCAUAUCAAUUCCACGCCUCAUAGCGGUUUGAAUGAAUUCACAGGUAUGGAACGCCCAUAUUUUGAUGAUGAUAGCCCUCGUAACGUAUCGACAGUAGCUGAUGAGCCUGCGAUACUAAAAUGUCGCGUUAAGAACAAAGGCAACCGUACGGUUUCGUGGAUGCGUAAGCGAGAUCUUCAUAUACUGACAACUAACAUCUAUACUUAUACUGGCGAUCAGCGUUUCUCUGUUCUGCAUCCGCCCGGCAGCGAUUAUUGGGACUUAAAAAUCGAAUAUGCGCAGCAGAGAGAUAGUGGAAUUUACGAAUGCCAAGUAAAUACGGAGCCGAAAAUUAAUUUGGCCGUAUCACUAGAAGUUAAUGCCGAGGCCGAUAUUAGAGAUAAGAUUACCGAACCCCAAUACUACGAUGCGAAAGGUUAGAUCCGCAGUUAAUAAUUCAAUAUUUUCUUUGAUUUUCAGAAAAAAAGAUCAAAGUGCUUGGGUGCUAAAGAUUUUUGAUCACUAAAUGUAGUUUAUGCA